Molecule: messenger RNA, 3278 nt
Organism: Eublepharis macularius
Lineage: Eukaryota; Metazoa; Chordata; Lepidosauria; Squamata; Eublepharidae
Product: beta-1,3-galactosyl-O-glycosyl-glycoprotein beta-1,6-N-acetylglucosaminyltransferase 7-like
Exons: 5
Coding region: 695-1996 (433 amino acids)
Cellular component (GO): membrane
Molecular function (GO): acetylglucosaminyltransferase activity
Source: RefSeq, a predicted model, not a curated record
UCUAUUCUUGGCUCCAUCAGCCACUUGGCAGCAGCCUGCGAUCUCCUGAGCGAGCAGAGCCAGCGCGUUUCCGCCGGUGUUUCUGUCCUGCUCAGGAAACCUUGCCUCCAGCUUCCCAAAGCUUCCUCCUCCUCCCUCCUCCUCCACUCCUUCCCCCAUCCGAAGGACAGAUGCGAGAGCUGAACAUUUUACAGAUUCAAAGCCGGCGCCUGGGGGCUCAUCUUAAGAAGAUGCUUGUUUCCCUGUGUAUGUUUACACAGUAAGCAUAUCCCUUAUGAGCUUCUAGGCAAACGUUAUCCUACUGGGACUGGUUUUCCUGCUGUUUUUCUUAGGCCUGCACAGACAGCACAGCUCCGUGCGGGAACAAGAUGACUAAGGCAGAGAUAGGACUAAACGGCAAAAUGGAUGCAUCUUCCAGCUAGCAUUCCACGGAAAGGAAUUCUACACCAUGAAGUGGAGGAAAGGACUCUCUCUCUCGCUGACGCCCAGGACACACCAUGCCAGAAAUAUCCAGCACCUAAGAGUUCAAGGAUGGAGACUUUACCUCUCUCUGAGCUCUAAGAGCACAUACUGCUGCAUUGAGAGCCACAGGAUGGUUCAACAAAGCCAAGUCUGUGUAAGGAUAUGUGCAGAAAGGUAGACCGAACAUGCUUCCCUGAACUAUGGUCAGAAGAACAUCUCUGGAUCACAGAAGAUGAACCAACUUGAGGCAGCCAAAUCUGGGUUUUUAGUAUGCAUCGUGGGUUGCGUUUUCAUCUUUGCCUUCAUCUAUGUAAAGAAUACAAUUCCUAAAGAAGCCAGUGAGCAAAAACUUUCCCCAGAAUUAGCCGAGUGUGGCUUCUACCCAGAUGAGCUGUGCGCGGCUCUCUUUGAGGGCAAAGAUGCUGCUCCUCAAAUUGGCCACCUGUGCCAGCAGGUUCUGCGUGGACAAGAGAUGACUGCCUGCGUACGGACUCCUUGCAACUGCUCAACAGUCCAGAAGAGACUCCAUUUCAUAACAAGGCCACUGUCGGAAGAAGAAGGGAACUUCUCUUUGGCAUAUAUCAUCACCAUUCACAAAGAGCUGGACAUGUUUAUCAAGUUACUCAGAGCCAUUUAUAUGCCUCAAAACAUUUAUUGCAUACACAUUGAUGAAAAAUCACCGAAGGAUUACAAGGUGGCUGUGCAAACCCUGGUUAACUGCUUUGAAAACGUUUUUAUUGCUUCUAAAAGAGAGAAUGUUGUCUAUGCUGGAUUUUCUAGAUUGCAAGCGGAUAUCAACUGCAUGCACGAUUUGAUUCAUUCCAAAACUCAGUGGAAUUACGUCAUCAACCUAUGUGGGCAGGAUUAUCCCAUCAAAACGAACAAGGAGCUGGUACAAUAUAUCAAAAGCAAAUGGAAUGGUAAAAACAUGACUCCAGGAAUCAUCCAGCCACCUCACAUGAAGCAUCGAACGCACACAAGUUACAGAGAAUAUGUACAUGCAGGAAAAUCUUACGUGUAUCCAACAAAGAAUGUGAAAAGGGAGCCGCCCCACAAUUUGACUAUGUAUUUUGGGAGUGCCUACUAUGUACUCACAAGAAAAUUUGUAGAGUUUGCAUUGACUGAUGAACGUGCAAAAGAUUUACUCGAAUGGUCAAGGGACACCUAUAGCCCUGAUGAACACUACUGGGUCACUCUCAACAGGCUGCCAGAUGCUCCCGGUGCCACGCCAGAUGCAGAGUGGGAAGGAAACAUACGAGCUAUCAAGUGGAGAGAUCAAGAAGGACGAGCCCACAAUGGCUGCAAAGGUCACUACGUCCGAGACAUCUGCGUAUAUGGACUUGGGGACAUAAAAUGGAUCAUUGAAUCUCCACAUUUGUUUGCCAACAAAUUUGAGCCUCAAACAUAUCCACUUGUCAUGGAAUGUCUCGAGAGGCAUUAUCGGCUUAAAGUACUCCAGCAGGCUGAAGUCCCAUUGGAAGAACACUGGCCUUUACAGGAACACACUUAUUUUAAUAUGAAACCUAAUAUCUGAAUCAAUCAUGACCAACAUUUGAAGGACAAAUGAAUGUCAUUUUGCUUAAUGGCUAUAUCACAGUUAUGAAAUCUGUCCGAUGCAACACCCACAUCCUGUAUAAUACCAACAGCAUUAGAGAAAAAAUCAUCCACAAAAUGAAGUACUGAUAUAUACUGACAUCCAGCAUCUUUAGCAAUGUGGCCUCGAGAACCUGUGAGUGGAAAGGCAGUAUAAAAAUACACCUAAAAAUUCUGCAUAUACAUUCAUUAGGGCUGCAACAUUUAGCUAACUGAUCAGUUAACUGAUUAAAAACAUUUAAAGUUUUAAUGAACAAAGGUUCCUCCAAUUAAUCUGGCAGUAGAUUUUUAAAAAACAACAGUAUUUUCUUUUUUAAAAGUAUCGCAUAAGUGAUAGACACUACCUUAGAGGAGGCACUCUCUUUUAAAUGGAGAGAAUGCCUCUAAGGUGCAUGUAUAUGUUGCAGCAAACACCAUCAUCUAAGAAUGUGCAUGAAUUCCCCGCCUCUUUUUAUCCCUAGGCAAAUGUAGGAGCAUUUAAUCAAUUGAGUUGACCAGCUGACUAAAAUGUCUUUGAUUGGACAAUAAAAAAACCUUUAAAAAUCCAAAUAAUCUGUAUAAACAAAGUUAUAUGUAAUAUUAAAAAAGAGCAACACAAUGCACAUAGAAUCCAAAAGAAUCUAUGAAGAAGAGGUAAAAUUUGGUAUUCCAUAUGCCUCCACUGAAACAGAAGGAUAAAUUAGGUAAUUUGCUGCAAGGAAAGUAACAAUCAAGGACUAAAUUGAAGUGAACAUGAACAAAGACACUGGGCCGGAUACAGUGCAAAAUUUCCACUUGCACUAGAGGUCUUGCAUGAGCGACAAUGCAAGACAGACGCAGAGGCGAGUUUGCACCAAGUCAAAAUCACUGUACCUCUACUCGAACUUCCAUUUGUACAAGACCUUGUGCAACCAAUUUCUGAGCACUAUAAGAUAUAGGUAGAAAAGCGCUAGGUAUUGCACGGUAUUUUAUGAAAGCAGAACUGUGGAUAGUCCAUUGAUGUUUCCACUUGUGUGCCACAGGAUCCAAGCCAUUAUAGCAGCUCUACAGAUUUCAGUGGAAUGACAAACACAUGGAAUUGAUAGUUUACAAGAAGGCUCAAAAGGAGAAUCGACUCGUAGGACAACAAGCUGUUUUAUGUCAUAAGCUAUUCACUGCUGCCUAAGUUAUUGAACAUUUGAGAUUAUAUGUAAUCAUGAUGACUGGGAAGAUUGAUUAAAAAAAAGAAAAGAAAGAUCCAUUUA